Penicillium nucicola is the source of this 810-nucleotide messenger RNA. RefSeq names its product putative G-patch domain protein. Bases 1 to 810 code for a protein of 269 amino acids. The record is from RefSeq and is a predicted model, not a curated record. NCBI's taxonomy places the organism in Eukaryota, Fungi, Ascomycota, Eurotiomycetes, Eurotiales, Aspergillaceae. Gene Ontology annotation, molecular function: nucleic acid binding. The transcript has a single exon.
AUGUCUGAUCCGGACGAGUUGGACGAGUGGGACGAGGAGGACUAUGUUCUACCACCGGAGCAGCAGCGCCCAUUCACCUCGGGUGUCCGUCGCAAACGCGUGAAGUUCGUCCGCUCCUCAGAUCUCGACACCACCACCACUCCAGCUUCCUCCGCAACCUCCGGAGCAAGCAUUUCAAACACAUACCUCUCUAUCGUGAUGAAGCAUUCAGAACCAAGAACAUCACCAAGUACACCCACGCCAACGGAACAACAAGCCCCCCCGCGGACAGCACAAUCCGCGCCACCACCCACCAAAGCAGCAUUCCCUCCACCCACAGAAGCACCAUCACCAUCACCAGAACCAGAACCAACAACAAGAACAGACCGUCAAAACCACUGCGAAAUAUGCAACCUCCCUCUCCCAACCAAUCCAACCGACCAACCCCACGAAGCAUCCCUAGCCCACCAAGUCUGCCUAACGCACUCCCACCCACCAUCACAUCUAGACCGCACCCGCCAAGGCAUGCGCUACCUCUCAACAUACGGCUGGGAUCCUGAUAGCAGACGUGGUCUGGGUGCACCAGGCCGAGAGGGAAUUAGGGCGCCCAUCAAGCCUCGUCCGAAACAUGAUACGGCUGGUUUGGGGACUGGGCUUGAUGCUGAUGGUGAUCCAUUGCCGCCUAAACCGGCGCCGCCGCCGAAAGUGCAGAAGAUGAAUGCUAAGCAGAGUGCUAAGAAGAUGGCUGCGGAUCGGGCUCGUGGGGAAAGGAUGCGGAAGCUGCUUUUUGCUAAUGAUGAAGUUAUGAAGUAUCUUGGAGAGGAGGCUUGA